Molecule: messenger RNA, 597 nt
Organism: Colletotrichum higginsianum IMI 349063
Lineage: Eukaryota; Fungi; Ascomycota; Sordariomycetes; Glomerellales; Glomerellaceae
Product: Acetyltransferase
Exons: 1
Coding region: 1-597 (198 amino acids)
Molecular function (GO): acyltransferase activity, transferring groups other than amino-acyl groups
Source: RefSeq, a predicted model, not a curated record
AUGGCCUCCACACAAAAUCUACCCGCCCCCAUCCUCGCUCUCCAAAAGAGCAUCGUCAGGCCCUACCACCCCGCCGACGCCCCGUCCAUCUCCAAGGCCGCCGACUCCAAAGCCGUGUCCGCCUUCCUGCGCGACUCGUUCCCGCGCCCUUACACCCUCGCCGACGCCGAGUCCUGGAUCUCGCUGAACCAGGCCCAGCCGAUCCGCAACUGGGCCAUCGCGUGCCCGGCCACCGGCGCCGUCAUGGGCAGUAUCGGCCUCGUCCCCGGCAGGGACGUCUACUCGAGGGGCUACGAGCUGGGGUACUGGCUCGGGGAGGAGUUUUGGGGCCGGGGCGUCAUGGCGGAGCUGGUGCCGGCGUUCGCGAGGUGGGUCUUGGACGGCAUGGGCGGCGCGGGGGAGAACGGAGAGGAGGAGAAGAAGGAGGAGGUCGAGAGGCUCUGGGCCGGCGUGUUUUCGGAGAACGCCGCGAGCCGGAGGCUGUUGGAGAAGAGCGGGUUCGUGUUCGAGGGCCGGCUGAGGAGGGCGGUCGUCAGGGACGGCGUGGUCAUGGACGAGCUGGUGUACUCACUCAUCAGGGCCGAUCUGUCGACGUGA